This is a messenger RNA of Pseudovirgaria hyperparasitica, 4536 nucleotides long. Its product is annotated as RdRP-domain-containing protein. The transcript is spliced from 4 exons. Lineage: Eukaryota; Fungi; Ascomycota; Dothideomycetes; Acrospermales; Acrospermaceae. The record is from RefSeq and is a predicted model, not a curated record. Bases 1 to 4536 code for a protein of 1511 amino acids. Gene Ontology annotation, molecular function: RNA-directed RNA polymerase activity. Gene Ontology annotation, cellular component: nuclear RNA-directed RNA polymerase complex. Gene Ontology annotation, biological process: siRNA processing.
AUGAGCUACACGCAGAGCCCAUCCGUAAUGUCAUGGCUUCUCGAUUCUGAGCCACAGAUCGCCGUGGACAGAGCGCAAGCAUUUAAUACGGCACCCUCAGCACGCGAUUCCCCACAGCAAUGCGCAGUAGCCGGGCUUUCUAGUCUAUCUCCACCUUCAAAGCCUGCCAUUGCAUCCAGAGAACGAGAUACAAGCAUUGUACAAAGUCUCAAUGACCGGCGCGUCAGAUCGCCCGAAGCGCAAAGAGAAGCUGUGAGACAGAGCGAUUGGGCCAGACACAAUGGGGGAAUUCGGGCACCUCGUUACGAAUGGCAGCAGAAUGAAGAGGUGAAGGUGAGGGUAACGAACGUGCCCCAGCCCGCAGUUCCUAAGACUAUUUAUCGUAUGUUCCAUGCGUAUGGACACAUAUCACGUAUAGAGGUCGAGAGCUCUCCAAGAACAGCAAUUGUAACGUUUUGCCCUCCGCCGAACCGUCCAUUCUGGAAUGAGAAAAAACGAAUUCUACCUGGGCACUCCUUAGGCAUCGAUUUGAUGCGGACAAAUUCCCGGACGCAACCGAGCCCGAUCGAUCCCAAUCAGCGGUACCCAGAGAAGAUGACACUAUCAGCGAAGUCUGUCGAGUUCGGCUUCAUGUUCGACGAAAGAUCGAUGAUGGUAAUGAGAACUGUGAAGCCUGGCCAGAAGUCAAAGAUAACGUUCAAAUUGGAUUUGUACUUGAAGUUUGUGGAGGUGUCCUUCUCUCUUACCAUGACAUACACAGAGACCGAAGACCAGAUCAAAAACCCCUCCAGUCAACAGACAGACUUCAAGUUCCGAAUACCUUUGUUUCAACUCGAGCAGAUAUACGAGGAACGUUGCGACUCAGAUGAUCGCGCUCUACGUAUACACCUGGAAUCGCCACCCAAAUACUUUCGCCGAAACCCUAACGUAGAAGAGAGCUUUGCAGAGGGCGACGGAAGAAGAUGGAGCGACUGGCAGACAUGGAUUCGACAGACCCACAUUGAACACGAUAAAGAGCGGCGAGAGAUGAUGCGAAGUCCCACGACACUACACAGAAAUAGUUCUAUCAUCGACACUGGCCGCUGGACCACUUACAGACUCGUAUUUGAACGAAGCGCCAAUGACCUCGUCAACUACAAACCCAUUCUCCGUGCGCUUACCGACUACAACGUUAGAAUCAUCCCUAAUCCAGAUGGAAUUCUUCACCCGAGACAAGAAUCAAAAUUUUGGAGCCUGCUUGAGGAAGCUGAGAGCGCCAGUAACCUCCAGCUUACGGCAUUGGAGCACCUCGGGUCUGACCUCGCCCCCUUAGACUUCUCAGUACGCUACCAGUUGGAAGUCUGCAUCAGUAAGGGCAAGCUGUGCGACCAUAACAUCGAUCGAGAUUUUCUUGUGCAGAUCAGUGGGUUGCCAAAGGCCACCGCCAAAGCUCUUCUUGUGAAAGUGGCUGAUGCUAACUCUCGAUUUUACAAUCCGAUGAGUAUCUUCAGCCUUCCAGUACCGAGGAAAUCAGCCCCGAAACUAGCUUCACAUUAUGUUUUCAUGCACAAUGCCAUAAUUACCCCCACGACAAUGUACAUUGGAACUCCUACGCAAGAGAUCUCGAACCGUGUGGUGAGACAAUACUCAGAGUUCUCGGACAGAUUCUUGCGGGUAAAGUUCAUGGAUGAGAUCCCAGAGGGAAAGUUGCAGAGUACGGACGACAGCAAAAUUACAGCAAUUCUCAACCGUGUGAAGCUCACGAUGACGAACGGAAUAGACAUUGGAGGUCGACAUUAUGAGUUUCUUGCAUUCGGAAACUCUCAAUUCCGAGAGAAUGGCGCCUACUUUUUCUCGCCGCCCAAUGAUCAGGUAUAUCCCGAUAAGAUGCGCGAGCACAUGGGUGAUUUUGAAGACAUCAAGGUUGUUGCAAAGUACUGUGCACGCAUCGGUCAGUGCUUCUCUACGACUCGUGCGAUGAACUGCGGCACAAUUGAGGUCAGUACUGCGGAAGAUAUCCAGCGGAAUGGCUACACAUUCUCAGAUGGAGUUGGAAAGAUCUCAAGGUAUCUUCUCAUGGCGGUAGCCACAGACUGGGGUGUUCCACUAGACUGCGAUGGGGAUCCACCUUCCCUCGUCCAAUUCCGUCUAGGAGGCUGCAAAGGUGUCCUGGUGUUGGCCCACGGUCUGAAAACGAAGGAGAUCGUCAUCCGACGUAGCCAGUACAAGUUUCCUGCUAAUCACUCGGGGCUGGAGAUCAUCAGGGUCUCCGACUAUGUGACAGCUCAGCUCAACCGCCAAGUCAUCAUGGUUCUCUCAAAUCUUGGAGUUCCAGACAGUGUCUUUGUCAACAAAAUGAAGACAGAACUUGAAAAGCUGGACGAGGCAAUGAUCGAGGAGUCAACGGCCCUGGAUCAACUAGAACACUUUAUUGACUUCAAUCAUAUGACCACGACACUGGCAAGCAUCAUCCGAGACGGCUUCAUGCAGUAUAAAGACCCAUUUACUCUGUCUGUACUACAGCUGUGGAGGACUUGGAGAUUGAAGAAUCUCAAAGAGAAGGCACAGAUAAAGGUCACCAAGAGUGCAUUCCUGUUCGGAUGUGUGGACGAGACAGGUGAACUGCAAGGUCACUACGAGGACCAACAAUCAAACGAUCUAAACACAACGCGGAAUGACAGAUUAGCCAGUUUACCAGAGAUCUUCCUUCAAAUCAAACAUGAAAAUAGCUACAAGGUCAUUGAGGGCGUCUGUGUUCUUGCACGAAAUCCUUCAUUACACCCUGGAGAUAUUCGCAUUGUCGUGGCUAGAGACAAAGCCGCGCUCCAUCAUCUGAAGAACGUCGUGGUUUUACCCCAAACUGGCGACCGUGAUAUCGCGAAUAUGUGUUCUGGUGGUGACCUCGAUGGUGACGACUACAUGAUCAUUUGGGAUGAAGAGCUCAUACCUCAGGAGAUAAAUCAUCCCCCAAUGGAUUUCACUGCUCCGAAAGGGAUUGAGAAAAACAAGGUUACCAUUGAUGACAUGUCGUCAUUCUUCGUAAACUACAUCCGGAAUGAUCAACUUGGUACUAUUGCUACAGCACAUUUAGCUCAGGCUGAUCGGCUUGAAGAUGGAAUCAGGAGCAAAACCUGCCUAAAGCUGGCGGAGCUUCACUCCUGUGCUGUCGACUUCCCGAAAUCAGGUAUUCCUGCCAGGAUGAACAGAGAGCUUCGACCUCCAAGUAAGCCACACUUUAUGAGGCCUAAAUUUGGCAACAAGAGUGUCUAUACAUCAAAAAAGAUCCUGGGUCAACUAUACGACCAGGUCCAGCGAGAGGACUUUCAUCCCUUUUACGAUGAGCCUUUUGACAAAAGGGUACUCGAAGCAUAUAGCUUGACUGAGAGCAUACUCAAAGACGCCGCUGACAUCAAAAAUGGAUACGAUAAAGCGAUUCGUAGACUUAUGGCACAGUAUGCUAUCGCUACUGAGUUCGAAGUGUGGUCAACAUUUGUUUUGUCCCACAACGCUGGUAAAGAUUACCAAUUCCACGAAGAAAUCGGUAGCAGCAUUAGUGCGCUAAGACAACACUAUGCAGAACGUUGCAUCGAGAAAGCAGGUGGAAAAAGCUUUGAGCAGCUUGGCGUAUUUGUUGCAGCCAUGUAUACAGUAACUGCGAGGGAAGUGGAAAUGGCUCUUGCCGAGCGGAAAGCUAAUGCAGUCUCCGAUCCAACCGACCUAUCAGAUGAGAAGACCUCGGACAUACGCAUGCCACUGAUGAGCUUUCCAUGGAUAUUCUACAAAGAAAUGGGACUCAUUGCGACCGCUGGUCAGCAUAGAAUACAGGCGUCGGUGACAGCACACCAGGGUGCAAGACGUCGUCAUCCACAUAACAAGAUGCAGGCGACACCAACUAUUAUCAGUGAUGAUCUUGAGACUGCUCAGGGUAUCACUCAUCGCGGCGAUAAGUUGGAGCUGUUUGAAGAUGCCGAGAGAGUUGGACAGAGCAUGGAUAUCGACCAAUUCACACAAAAGAAUGCCGGAAUCAUCAACGCGGUGAAGAAUAGAGUGCAUAGCUUCCGCGUAGCACAAGGUCAUAGUAAAUCCUCUGUGGCACCGGAGCGAGAUCACUGGGAACCACAGGAGGAUGUUGAGGCUGCACUCCAAGCUUCCUACAAGAACGAGGUGGAUAACGAGGUGUUUAUGCAGCAGAGGGAAUAUGCCUUUCCCAGUGUUUACUCAACAACACCAACCUCAAACGUUCUGGCAAAUACUUCAAGAACGCCCUCGGCAUUUGAUGACCUGGUAGAUUUGAUGGACAACUUUUCCAUCGGGCUUGACAAGGCGCCGAUGGCAGCUGAGUCGGACACACCUGAUGAGAAAUUGACAUCUUCGAGCAUUGAGACAGUUGCUGGCAAGGAAGGCGAAAAGGAGAUGAACAAUGUUAUCAUUAAUCGGCCUGAAGACCCUGCAGCCGAGGAGGAGGUCACUAUCGAGUUUGAUGAGAAGCCAUCGGCUUUGACGUGGUUCGCAAACCAAGGCGGUGGUAGUAGUGUCAUGGAAUCAGACGAUGAGUGA